AUGUUUGCUUUCUUCUUUCUUGCUUUAACUAGAGCAGAAGUACAAUACGAAGCUACUCUCGAAAGCAUUGAGUUACCACAGCUUACACCUGCAGAUUAUAAGGAACUCGCUGAAGCCGUCGUCACCGUUUUAUUCAAGAACGGCAAAUGCUUAAAUGUAAUCAACGGUAUCAGUGAUGCCAUCACUCACUCAAGAUCAGGCUGUGGUGUCGACCUCCCAGCUGGUCCAAAGUUAUACGAGGAAAUGGCUCGCUUCCAGAAAUACAAAGAAAAUUUUGACCCAGAAACCGGCAAAUUCUUCGAAGACCUUAAGAAUCAGGCUAAGAAACUUAUUGCCACAGCUGAUAAGGGUGUUAUUAAAGAAUACGGCCAAGGCUACGUUUGCUGGUGCAUCACAAUGGGAGGUUACGUAGUUUACCCAGCAUACUCCCUCAAUGUCGAAGUUGUUAACACACAGGAAGGCCGCAUGUGCCACGUCUACGGAGUUUCCAAUAUGUCUGGACAAGACUAUUGGGACUUCGACGAUGUCCCAAGCUAUGGCUGGCUCAAGAACCUCGUCGAAGAGAAGAUUCCAGAGUGGCUCGUUAAACUUCGUACAAAGAACAUGCAGCCAUUCUACACUAAGUACAACUUCGAUCUCCCAGUUGACUUUACAUUCAAGGUUGACUAA
This is a messenger RNA of Trichomonas vaginalis G3, 669 nucleotides long. RefSeq lists its product as uncharacterized. The transcript has a single exon. The record is from RefSeq and is a predicted model, not a curated record. The coding region runs from base 1 to 669 and encodes 222 amino acids. NCBI's taxonomy places the organism in Eukaryota, Parabasalia, Trichomonadida, Trichomonadidae.